Molecule: messenger RNA, 7269 nt
Organism: Pteropus alecto (black flying fox)
Lineage: Eukaryota; Metazoa; Chordata; Mammalia; Chiroptera; Pteropodidae
Gene: AP5M1
Product: adaptor related protein complex 5 subunit mu 1
Exons: 8
Coding region: 405-1877 (490 amino acids)
Biological process (GO): endosomal transport
Cellular component (GO): late endosome; cytosol; lysosome
Source: RefSeq, a predicted model, not a curated record
CACCGCCUCGCACGCCGGAAGUGGAGCUGCGCGCGCCGGGUUGGCUGUCGGGAGGGGCCGACGGGCGAAGCCAGCAGCCGGUGAACCGCUGAGAGGCUCGUCGCUCGGGCGAGUGAGGAACUGUGAUCCUUGCGGGCCACCAUCCCGGAAGUGGAAUUUAAAGGAAGCAAGUAUUAGGGCUGCCGGGGAUAAAUAAGUUUCUAGAGAUUUUAGAUGCGGAUGCACAGAACUUUUUGUGAUAUGUGUUGGCCAGGAGGGACUCUGAGCCCGACCUGUUUGUGGUGGCGCAGAAGUGGCUAAGGAUGAGUGAGCCUCGGGGCUUCUAAGAGUCCGUCUGAGAAAGCCGGUCUGCGCUCUUCCUUGUUGGCGGCCUCAGAGGUGAGCUCUUGCGUUAGCGGCGUAUCAUGGCCCUGCGGGCAGUGUGGCUAAUAAGCCACGAAUCGGGGACCCCACUUUGUGGCACCGUCAGAUUCUCCAGACGAUAUCCAACUGUUGAAAAACGAGCCAGAGUCUUCAAUGGAUCAAGUUAUGUGUCUAUCCCUGAAGAUGGUCCCUUUCUUAAAUCAUUACUCUUUGAACUCAGAUUAUUGGAUGAAGAUAAGGGCUUCAUGGAGAGUCGUGAUAGCUGUUCACGCAUCAAUAAAACAUCUGUUUAUGGACUUCCAGUUGGAGGUGAAGAACUCUGGCCAGUUGUUGCUUUUCUGAAGAAUGGCAUAGUAUAUGCUUGUGUUCCACUAGUUGAACAGACUUUAUCCCCUCGUCCACCAUUAAUUAGCAUUAGUGCAGUUUCACAAGGCUUCGAACUUCUUUUUGGGAUACAGGAUUUUCUUUACUCAGGUCAAAAAAAUGACACUGAGCUAAAUACAAAAUUGAGCCAAUUGCCUGACUUGCUUUUACAUGCUUGUCCAUUUGGAACUUUGUUAGAUGCCAACUUACAGCAUUCAUUGGAUAAUAUUAAUUUUGCUUCUGUGACUCAUCCACAAAAACAGCCAGCCUGGAAAGCUGGAACAUACAAAGGAAAACCACAGGUUUCUAUUUCUAUUACUGAAAAGGUAAAAUCCAUGCAAUAUGAUAAACAGGAUAUAGCAGAUACUUGGCAAGUUGUUGGAGCUGUCACUUGCAAGUGUGAUUUAGAAGGAAUCAUGCCAAAUGUUACCAUCAGCUUGAGUCUUCCCACCAAUGGAUCUCCACUUCAAGAUAUUCUAGUUCAUCCUUGUGUGACUUCUCUUGACUCUGCCAUUUUGACUUCUAGUAGCGUUGAUGCAGUGGAUGAUUCUGCAUUUAGUGGACCUUAUAAAUUUCCAUUCACUCCACCGUUAGAGUCAUUCAACUUAUGCUACUACACUUCCCAGGUUCCUGUCCCACCAAUUUUGGGCUUUUAUCAAAUGAAAGAGGAAGAAAUACAACUAAAAAUAACAAUUAAUUUAAAACUUCAUGAAAGUGUGAAAAAUAAUUUUGAAUUCUGUGAGGCUCAUAUACCUUUUUAUAAUAGAGGUCCAAUCACACAUGUGGAAUACAAAGUUAGUUUUGGCCAGCUCGAAGUAUUUCGAGAGAAAAGCUUAUUGAUCUGGAAUAUUGGACAGAAGUUCCCUAAAUCAAUGGAAAUCAGUCUUUCUGGAACUAUAACUUUUGGAGCCAAGAGCCAUGAGAAGGAGCCAUUUGACCACAUUUGCAUUGGAGGUACAGCAUACUUAAAGCUUCAUUUUAGGAUCUUAGAUUACACACUUACUGGGUGUUAUGCGGAUCAACAUUCAGUUCAAGUUUUUACAUCAGGAAAACCAAAAAUAAGUACAUAUCGGAAACUAAUUUCUUCUGACUAUUACAUCUGGAAUUCUAAAGCUCCUGCUCCAGUAACAUAUGGAUCAUUAUUACUGUAAUUAUUUCACAUUUAAACAUGAUUUAUACAAUAGUAGCAUAGCUUAAAUCAUAAUCUUAGUAUGUGUGCAUAGUACUUAUGUGUGAAAAAAUUAUUGAAUGAUUUAAUUAUAAAAACACUCUUGUUUGAUGUUUUUAGUCUAACACAGUUUGAAAAAAUAUUUUAAAGACUGAUGUCUCCAAUUUCGUUAUCCUUUGAUUUUACUCAAGUACUAUUCAGAGCAUAAAACAGUAGUGAGUGAGUCACUUUAGGCUUAUUUUAGACUAGUCUUGGGUCAUCCUGCCACACAUACUCCUUCCUGUGCCUGUGGCAGACCUGGCUAAUCUAUCAUAGCCCUCUCUCUUUCUCUGAGCCUUCCUGGAUACAGGCUCAGGCUCCUCUUCAGUACAGAGCUGCAGGCAGCCACUCCUGAUGGAUUGUAGAUGAUGUGCAAAAAAACUACUUACUCUUCCAAACCUGAGUUCUAAGUUCCUAGUACAUUGUGUUGUUUCAGAAUACCAGAGACCACAUUAGAACAACUGUAAAUCUCUUGGAAAAAAAGCCAGUGAAAACAAAGGAAAAUUGUUUAAAUAGUAACCUGUUCUUAAACAGAGCUAUCCUAUUGACUAAUAAGGAAUCUGCAUAAUUCUACUUAAGGUGUUUAUCUCUGUUCUAGAGUAACUUUUCUUGUAAACUUAUUAAUCUGCUACAAUAACAUUUUGCUUAGGGUGUCAGCAAGAAUGCUAAGAGGGGUGGGAUAACUUCAGAAGACGAGCAUAAUGUUUUGUGAUCACAAUGUCCGCAGCCAAAUUUUUAAAGAUAAAUGUGGGUAUAAUGUUUUUUUCAUGUUCUAUUAUAUUAAAAUUCACUAACGAAUGAAUUCAGAUAAAAAUUCAAAAGCCAUUCUGUGGAGAGUAUCAUUUAAUUUUAUUUUAGUAGCAUAUUUCAAUCUUAAUCUCAUGUAGCAUAUUUUCUUUAAAUUUGUCACUCUCACUUUCUUGUGAGCAUUCUUUUGGUUUUCUCAGGAACCAUCUUGUCAUAGUCUUUAUUCUCUUUACCUGUCUUUACAAUUGUAUGUCUCAUUCUGCUUUCAAACCAGUUCACUGUCAAGUUGGAUUUUAAGUGACCCUUCAUGAAAAGAUGAAAUCUCAAGAUCCUCAAAACUUAAUCCAUGUCAUUUAUUUUUACAGAACAGAAGUAGAAGUAUUAUAAAAAAUACAUUACAGAUUAAUAUUCAAUCAAACUAUAUCUUGGUUUUUAUUUUUUAAUGAGUCUCCUAAAGAAAAGUUGAGAAAAAGCUGCUAAGUCUUUCGAAGAGAGCUGUGAUAGUUUGAAAGGAUAUUGCAUAUAAAUUUAGGAUUUGAAAUAUGAUAUUUUAAUUAAGAUCAGUUCUACUCAUUACAAACUCUUUUUCUGCAAGGCAUUUUCGUGGCACAAUGUUCUCUGUUCAGAAUUAUCCCAAAUAAUAAAGGAAAUAGAAUAAUUGCCUGACCAGGACUUUAACUUAUUAUUCUAGCCUAAUCAUAGUAAAAAACUUUCCUUUUGAAAAAAUAAAAAAACUAUUUCCCUUAAGCUUUUGAUCUUCCUUAAACUCAAGGAAAGCUUAACAUUUAACUGACGUUAAAAUUAAUGAAACCGUUUGGACAUCUCGAUUGUAUAAUGUUUAGCAAAGCACACUAACGUAAGCAAGAGGCAUUUAUCUAGUGAGUAGGCAAAGAUUCAGUAUAAUGAUCCCCAAAGGAAAACUUUAUAGGCAAUCAGAGAAACCAGUGAAUCUUUGACUUGACAUUUCUAGAAACCUAAGGAAAAUCUAGGAAUACUGGAAAAGUGUAGGGCAACGUGAUGCCAUCUAUUGCCGUUUUAUUCUAACAUAACACUACAGAACUAAAACCAACUCAUGUUUUCAUCCUGUUGAGAUCAGCUGGACACACUGUGAUGCUUUCGAUUUUGUCUAGAAACCUGUCACUUCAGGAUAAUUUCUGAAGACAAAGUCUGUUUCCCGUUUGGUAGGUGACCUGUUUAAUGUUUUCCCUGUGUCUGGGAACUCCUUAGUGUAAUUAGCGACCUUUGAACUCCACAACUAAUCCUGAGCUAUUUUGUAUUCCUUACUCAUCUUUAAGGCUGGACCUUUCUUUUCUUCAGAGUCCGCUGCCACAAUUAAAGAAGAAACAGCUGCAUUUCAAAGGGAUUCCGAUUCCAGAAGCUUAAUCGUGAUUGACAUGUUCUUAUUCUAAGCUAUAAGACACUAUAAGAGUUCUUUCUUGGGUUAAAACUUCAAUCAUUUUCUAAAAAAUUAUCUCACUAUGGAUUUUAUUCAUUUUCUUUGAUAACUAUUCUUUGCAUUUUUUUAACUUGAAAGAUGCUUUGCGUUUGCAGUGAAUAUGUGCACCUACUUCCAGUUAAAGAUUUGGAUACUGUCAGACCUACUCUAGAUGCAAAAUUGCUAAAUUAAAUUCUCUUUUGGUGCCAAAAUAUGAUUAUGAAAUCUGAUGUCUAUCAUAUGGGUAAUUAUUCUUCAGUAGACCCAAAAGAUACAAAACACAUUAAGUUUCUGGAAACAUACUCCAGAAAAGAUGGUCCAUGAUUUUGGUAAAACUUUUCUUUUCUUCAAUUUUUACUAAACAAUGUUUUUAAAACUUUUUAAAGCCAGCAAAUACCCUUACAGUGUAAGGUAAUACCUUUAUAGUAGUGGGCAUUUUUUACUUUAUAAAUAAUGUAUUCAAAUGUCAAGUUUGAAUUAAAUAACCUUGGAGGAUUAUUUGUUCAAAAAAUUUUUUUGCCUAAACAUUAGUCUGUCUCAAAAUUUAACUUUUUUAUACCAAUUCAGUAUUUCUAAUUAGUUAAAAUUAUUGAUUUUGUAUGAUUUAAGAUCUUUCAAAGCACAAUUUUCUACAUAAUAACUAAAUUUUUUAAAAUUUAUUUUUAUAGUAUUUCAGACUACUUUUUAUAGAUAUUCAUAAACUCCUGCACCACCCCUAGGAGGUAGGUAGGUCGAGUUUUCAUCCAGAGCCUCUUCGGGGACGAGGACGGCUGCCACAGCAGAAUGGUGGUUUCUAAGACAAAGGUCAGAAAAGGGAUGUUAAUAAACAGUCUUCAGGUUUAAGGGACUUUUUUAGGAUUACAUCUUAAAUUCCAACAAAUCAGAUUUAGGAGUUACUGAAAGUGAAAUUGAUCCAUCCCUCAUCCAAACUUUGCAAUACUUUCCUGUUCUGACAUCAUUUAGAUAGUCAGCUGUAUUAUCAGAUUAGAAACCAUUGUACCAGGCUGGUGAAAGGAAAAGGAGGCAAAAAGCUAAACAUGGGAUGAAUUCUGAACCUUUUAACCUGGCUGAAGUACGUUGGUCCCUGUUAUGCAAAUACCUUCAAUCCUCUGCUAAGUUCAGUGGAAAUAAUUUUCUUGAAUGACAGGUUUAUUCAGCAAGGAUUCAGUUGGUGAUUAAUCCCCCUUUGAUCUAGGGUAUUUCACUUAACUACCAGUUACCUCGUUCUGACAAAGUGCAACUGAGAUUAGGGAGAUCACUAGAACACUACCAGGGUGUGCGUUUAUUCUCUCUAACCUUUUAAAGCAAGGGCCAAGAAUGCAAUUUAUUUUCAGUAUUUGAAGAUGUAAAGUCCUGUCUGUUAAGUUAGAAAGUCAAUUGAAUACCAAAUGAAGUUUAUUUCUUACGUAAUAGAACAAACAUUUCUUUUUGCUUUGCUUAACAAUGAUUUUAGGAAACAUAGACUUUGAAGGAAGAAGAAACAAAAAGACUACAUUCUAAGUAUUUUGUCUAGUUUUGUUUCAUGUAGUAUAUAGAGUAUACACUUAUUGGCCCUGAGAUAACCUGAAAAUCAAAGUGGUGGCUACCAACUUAGGUUAAGAAGAUGCUUCUAUUUGAUUAAACUGCAUGGUUUCUUCCACCCCCACCCCAACCCCCCAUUAAAAAAAAUGUCAUGCUAUGUGGUAAAGAAAUCCAGUUAGGGAGAACACAAUACACAAUUACUCAAGACUUCUGAUUUCAAAGAUUUAUUUGUUGACUUCAUCUUUUCUUGAGGAAAAGAACUUGUUAUGUUCCCAUCAUAAGAAUAAUUGCAUUUAUUUUCAGAAUGAAGAUAUUUCAUAAAGGUAAAUGAGGCCAUUAAAAAAUACUUUCUAAGUAAUUACAAUCUCAAAAUAACCAUUUUCACAGUAUUGUUUGCUGUUUUUUCUCCCUUUUUUUUUUUUUCGUUUAACUGGAUACCUCUUCUUCUACAGCUUUAAACUUUGAAAUAUUCUAUGGAAUUUUGCACAAUGAGAAUAAAUUUUUAAGAUAUGUUUCAUGCUAGGUUUCUCAAAAAAAUUCACUUUUAAAAACAUCAAUAUCAAUGUCAAUAUUUAUCUUUUAAAAUAUCAAAUUUGGGGGGAUAUAUUUCUCACAUACGUUUCAAGAUCCUUAAGAAACUGCUUUGUAACAAAAUUUGUUUUUAAGUUAAAUUAUUAUAGACAAAGCAUUUUUAAAUGUUUUAUAAUUGUUCAUUCUAGUAGCAGUUUGUAAUAUAAGCUGUGUAUUUACAUAAUUAUACGGUUUUUUGGCUCAAACAUUUUGUGACCUAAUUUCUAAAUUGAAACAAUAACUCAAGUGCAUGUCUAACUUACCAUGAUACCAAACCAGUCUCUCUAGUUUCAAUUUAGUAACUUGUUUGCAUAUAUCUUUUGAUAGCAAGUUACUUAACCACAGUAAAAUUGAGGUUCAGAGAAAAUAUAAGGUGAAAGGCAGGAUUCCCUGCCUAUGUUGCUAAGAAACUGGUAUUGUUAACAAUUCACUACUCUAUUCAGUAAAUAUUUAGUUAAUAAAAUGUUGCAAUAUAUUUUGAAAUAUGCCAUCAGAGAAAGAAUCUAUAUAAAAUGUGUGUAUAUUUAUGUAGUGUAUAUAUGUUAGUGAGUGUGACUUAGUGGAUUUCUCCAUGAAAUAUUUAGUAUCAUGUCAGAGGAAGAAGAAUAAAGUCAAAUAUUCGAAUAUCUUCCCCCCAAACACAAUAUUAGUUAAUAGUAAUGAAGAGGUUCAUUAAAAUGAAAAUUUCCAAAGAACUCAUAAGAUCACUUUUACAAAAUGAUUAAUAUUCUUAUGAGCUGAAGCCUUUCAACUAGCUUCUAAUUUUUUUUAUCAACUUUUAUGGAUAUAAUAAUAUUGUCCAUAUAUAGCAUGGAGCAAUUCAAGGCCUUAUCUGUAUUACUAGUUUACUGUCUUGUAAGCAGGUUACUCUGAGGUCCAGGUUGAUUUCUCUAAGGCCAUGGCUAAUCUGCCUGAUUGUUGGCAAUGUGAUGGUAAUGUAUGAUGUACAGCAUUUACAGAUUGAUGGAUGCCCUGGAAUGGAAACCACCUGUUGAGUUGUUUUUCCAGUAGGACAUGUGAAAAUUUGUGUAUUUGGUAACCUAUUAAACAUUUAAAACUCAAA